CAUCACGAGAUGGCCGCCAUCUCUCUGGAGAACAUCAAGAAUGAGAACGUCGAUCUCGAGAGGAUUCCGUUGGAGGAGGUGUUCCAACAACUGAAGUGCUCGAAGGAAGGACUCAGCACCAGCGAUGGCGAGCAGCGCCUCCAGAUCUUCGGCCCCAACAAACUCGAAGAGAAGGAGGAGAGCAAGUUCCUCAAGUUCCUGGGCUUCAUGUGGAACCCUCUGUCGUGGGUGAUGGAGAUCGCGGCCGUGAUGGCGAUUCGCCCUCCAACGGCCAGGGGCAAGCCCCCGGACUGGCAAGACUCCUCGGCAUCAUCAUCCUCCUCUUCAUCAACUCCACCAUCAGCUUCAUCGAGGAGAACAACGCCGGGAACCGCCGCCCUCAUGGCCGGCCUCGCCCCCAAGACAAAGGUGCUCAGGGACGGGAGGUGGUCCGAGCAGGACGCGGCCAUCCUCGUCCCCGGGGACAUCAUCAGCAUCAAGCUUGGCGACAUCGUGCCCGCGGACGCUCGGCUCCUUGAGGGGGACCCCCUCAAGAUCGACCAGUCUGCGCUCACCGGGGAGUCUCUGCCUGUCACCAAGAACCCCGGGGAGGAGGUGUUCUCGGGGUCCACGUGCAAGCAGGGGGAGAUCGAGGCGGUCGUCAUCGCCACCGGGGUCCACACUUUCUUCGGCAAGGCCGCUCACCUCGUCGACAGCACCAACAACGUCGGCCACUUCCAGCAGGUGCUCACGGCCAUUGGUAAUUUCUGCAUCUGCUCCAUUGCGGUGGGAAUGCUGGUGGAGAUUGUGGUGAUGUACCCGAUCCAGCACCGGAAGUACAGGGACGGAAUCGAUAACCUCCUCGUGCUGCUCAUCGGAGGAAUUCCGAUCGCCAUGCCCACCGUGUUAUCGGUGACGAUGGCUAUUGGGUCACACAGGCUGUCAGAGCAAGGGGCCAUCACGAAGAGGAUGACCGCGAUUGAGGAGAUGGCCGGAAUGGACGUGCUAUGCAGCGAUAAAACCGGGACCCUCACCCUCAACAAGCUCACCGUCGACAGAAACAUGAUCGAGGUGUUUGUAAAGGACAUGGAUAAAGAUAUGGUGAUUCUGUAUGCAGCAAGGGCUUCCAGGGUCGAAAAUCAAGAUGCGAUUGAUGCCUGCAUUGUGGGCAUGCUAGCAGACCCCAAGGAGGCCCGUGCUGGCAUUCAAGAGGUCCAUUUCCUGCCGUUCAAUCCGGUGGAGAAGCGCACAGCCAUCACAUACAUCGAUCCCUCUGGUAACUGGCACCGGGCUAGCAAAGGUGCUCCUGAGCAGAUCAUUGAACUCUGCAACUUGAGGGAGGACGUCAAAAAGAAAGCCCAUGUCAUCAUCGAGAAGUUUGCUGACCGAGGCCUCCGGUCGCUGGGUGUUGCUAGACAAGAGGUGCCAGAGGGAAACAAGGAGUCUGCAGGCAAGCCGUGGCAGUUCAUUGGGAUUCUUCCUCUGUUCGAUCCCCCAAGGCACGACAGCGCUGAGACCAUUCGCCAGGCCCUCAACCUUGGAGUCAAUGUGAAGAUGAUCACGGGAGAUCAGCUCGCCAUUGGGAAGGAAACAGGAAGGAGGCUUGGUAUGGGGACCAACAUGUACCCUUCCUCCGCCCUCCUCGGUGAGAAGAACAAUGACGUUACCGGUAUUCCAAUUGAUGAGCUUAUCGAGAAGGCUGAUGGUUUCGCUGGAGUCUUCCCAGAGCACAAAUACGAAAUCGUGAAGCGCCUCCAGGAUAGAAAGCACAUCUGUGGCAUGACUGGUGAUGGUGUGAAUGACGCCCCUGCCCUCAAGAAAGCCGACAUUGGCAUAGCUGUGGCUGAUGCCACCGAUGCUGCUCGUGGUGCAUCUGACAUUGUUCUGACCGAGCCUGGACUCGGUGUCAUAGUUCAUGCCGUGCUCACUAGCCGUGCAAUCUUCCAGAGGAUGAAGAAUUACACAAUCUAUGCCGUCUCCAUCACCAUUCGAGUCGUUCUGGGAUUCUUGCUAAUUGCACUUAUCUGGAAGUUUGAUUUCUCUCCAUUCAUGGUUCUUAUCAUUGCUAUCCUAAAUGAUGGGACUAUUAUGACUAUUUCGAAAGAUCGAGUGAAACCUUCACCAGUUCCAGACUCAUGGAAGCUAAAGGAGAUUUUUGCUACUGGUGUUGUUCUGGGUACUUACCUCGCCGUUAUGACAGUAAUUUUCUUCUGGCUUGCACGGGAUACUGACUUCUUCUCGGACAAAUUUGGAGUAAGAUCGAUUAGAGAAGAGGAUGAGCAGCUUAUUGCAGCUUUGUAUCUUCAAGUUAGCAUAGUGAGCCAAGCUCUUAUCUUUGUCACUCGAGCAAGGAGUUGGUCCUAUGUUGAGCGCCCCGGUCUUUUGCUUCUUGGUGCCUUCGCAGCUGCACAACUGGUGGCUACAAUUAUUGCAGUAUAUGCACACUGGGGCUUUGCUCGCAUUGAAGGUUGUGGAUGGGGAUGGGCAGGAGUCAUAUGGCUCUAUAGCAUCGUCUUCUACAUUCCACUUGAUAUCCUUAAGUUCAUGAUCCGCUACAGUCUGAGCGGGAAAGCUUGGCGAAGACUCCUCGAGAACAAGACGGCAUUCACAACAAAGAAGGAUUACGGAAAAGAGCAAAGGGAGGCGCAGUGGGCUCUUGCUCAGAGAACGCUUCACGGGCUUCACAAGGGUGAUAAUUCUGGCCUCUUCAAUGACAAGAACAGAGAGUUGUCUGAGAUUGCUGAGCAGGCGAAGAGGCGAGCUGAGAUGGCUAGGUAA
Messenger RNA from Asparagus officinalis (garden asparagus), 2757 nucleotides. RefSeq names its product plasma membrane ATPase 4-like. The record is from RefSeq and is a predicted model, not a curated record. Gene Ontology annotation, cellular component: plasma membrane. Bases 10 to 2757 code for a protein of 915 amino acids. Lineage: Eukaryota; Viridiplantae; Streptophyta; Magnoliopsida; Asparagales; Asparagaceae. Gene Ontology annotation, biological process: regulation of intracellular pH; proton export across plasma membrane. The transcript has 11 exons. Gene Ontology annotation, molecular function: ATP binding; ATP hydrolysis activity; P-type proton-exporting transporter activity.